Pseudomassariella vexata is the source of this 756-nucleotide messenger RNA. RefSeq lists its product as uncharacterized. The record is from RefSeq and is a predicted model, not a curated record. The transcript has 4 exons. NCBI's taxonomy places the organism in Eukaryota, Fungi, Ascomycota, Sordariomycetes, Amphisphaeriales, Pseudomassariaceae. The coding region runs from base 1 to 756 and encodes 251 amino acids.
AUGUAUACCUGCAGGCUAAUCCGUAUGAGGCGAUGGCGUACCCGUGACAAACAAGAUGACUGGACUGGCGUCACAGCUGCGGUUGAAAGGAGGAAGCGACAAAAUCGACUCCACCAGAGAGCAUGGCGGAAACGCAAGCUUGCCCAGACUUCAGCAGGCAAUCCGUGCCCAGAGUGGCUCGAACAUACCACUCAUCAACCCAUACAAAUUGCCAACCUUCGACCGAUGAUAGAGAUGCCCCUCGUCUUCCCCCUUUCCUCAGACUACCAACUCAUCACCAUCAUCCAGUUCAACGUCCUCCGCGUCAUGAUAAUAAACAUGACCAUCCCGUCCGUCAUCCACUGCCUGCCGACAGCAUGCAGCGCCAUCUUACACCAAGGAACACUUCCGCCGGCCGCUGGCAGCAUUCCGCCGUCCCUGCAACCUACCCGAAUCCAGCGGGAAGUGCCACAUGAUCUGUGGAUCGACAUCGUCCCCAUUGCCCAACUGCGCGAUAAUUUGAUGAUGAACACUGGCAAGUUUGACACUGACGAUCUGUGUGAUGAUAUGAUCGGGGGCUUGUAUGAGGGGCACUAUGACGCGCAGGCGAGAGGAUUAAUUGUGUGGAGGGAUCCAUGGGAUGAGAGUGGGUGGGAGAUCAGUGACGGGUUUGCAGAGAAAUGGGACUUUCUUCUCAAGGGUUGUGAGGUUGCUGUCGUGGCGACGAAUCAGUGGAGGACGGCGAGGGGUGAGGAGCCCCUUGUGAUCGAAGUGUAA